CAUUCACUAUCAACUAACAACACUUGUUUCUUUUUAGUUUCCAUCUCUCCCUCAAAAACAUACAAUAACAAUGUCUACGACAACACAAAGGGAAGCGUUUGGUGGCGUAGAAACUCCAAAUGGAGACUCACCCAAACAACCCCCUCGAGAAUCCCGUGACAUCCCUCCUUUCAUGUCCCCUUCUUACCCAAUCACUCUCAAGUUCAUGGACGUGGGAUACCGGAUAAAGAUAGAGAACAAGCAAGCUAAAGGAAGGUGCAUUAAGAAACUUUUCGCAACUGAUCGCGAGUCACCAACACCGUCCGAUCAGACAAGAUCAGCGGUGAUGCAAGAAAGAACAAUUCUAAACGGAGUAACAGGGAUAGCGUACCCGGGAGAGAUCCUAGCCAUCCUUGGUCCAUCAGGAAGCGGCAAAUCAACGCUCCUAAACGCGCUUGCAGGGAGACUCCAUGGUCACGGCCUCACCGGAACAAUUCUCGCAAACUCAUCCAAGCUCACCAAACCGAUUCUCCGCCGAACCGGAUUCGUUACUCAGGACGACGUGCUUUACCCGCACCUCACCGUCCGCGAAACCCUAGUCUUCUGCUCCAUGCUCCGCCUUCCUCGUUCGCUGCCGCGUGAGGCGAAGAUUGCGGCGGCGGAGUCGGCGAUUGCGGAGCUUGGACUAGGCAAGUGCGAGGACACCAUAAUCGGGAACAGCUUCAUCCGCGGUGUCUCCGGCGGGGAGAGGAAGCGCGUGAGCAUUGCGCAUGAGAUGCUUGUGGAUCCGAGCCUGCUAGCGAAGAAGGGGAAGACGGUGGUUACGUCGGUGCACCAACCGUCGAGCCGCGUUUUCCAGAUGUUCGAUAAGGUUCUCGUGCUCUCCGAAGGGAAUUGCCUCUACUUCGGUAAAGGAUGCGACGCCAUGCGGUACUUUGAGUCCGUUGGUUUUGUGCCAUCUUUUCCGAUGAACCCCGCCGAUUUCCUUCUCGAUCUCGCUAACGGUGUUAGCCAUGUUGAUGGUGUAAGUGAAAGAGAUAAGCCAAACAUAAGGCAGAACCUAAUUCAUUCAUACAACACAACACUAGCUCCAAAGGUAAAAGCUUUAUGCAUGGACACUCCCAACAUUGUUAAUCCUACAAAGAACACACACCCUAUGGGAAGAAGCAGAUAUAGUGAUAGGGUUAGCUUCUUAGAUUGGUUCAACCAAUUCAGCACACUCUUCCAAAGAAGCCUCAAAGAGAGAAAGCAUGAAUCAUUCAACACUCUGAGAGUGUUCCAAGUCAUUGCAGCUGCACUAUUAGCAGGACUAAUGUGGUGGCACUCUGACUACAGAAAUGUUCAGGACAGGCUUGGGCUACUCUUCUUCAUUUCAAUCUUCUGGGGUGUAUUCCCAUCCUUCAACUCUGUUUUCGCCUUCCCCCAAGAGCGCGCCAUCUUCAUGAAAGAAAGGGCCUCUGGAAUGUACACAUUGUCAUCCUACUUCAUGUCUCGGAUCGUGGGCGAUCUUCCAAUGGAGCUUAUCCUGCCCACAAUUUUCCUCAUUGUGACAUAUUGGAUGGGAGGCCUAAAGCCUGAUCUGGUGGCAUUUCUGUUGACAUGGUUGGUCAUCCUUGGAUAUGUCCUUGUGUCGCAGGGUCUUGGACUCGCCUUAGGCGCCGCGAUAAUGGAUGCCAAACAAGCUUCAACUGUUGCAGCAGUGACAAUGCUAGCAUUUGUGCUAACAGGUGGAUACUAUGUCCAUAAGGUUCCAGCAUGCAUGGCUUGGAUCAAAUACAUAUCCACAACUUUUUACUGUUAUAGGCUUCUGACUAGGAUUCAGUAUGGUGAUGGAAGGAAAAUCUCAUACAUAUUGGGUUGCAAUCAUGGUGGUGGAGACAGGGCUAAUUGCAAGUUUCUUGAAGAGGAUGUGAUGGGCCAAAUUGGCACUGUGGGAAGCAUUGGUGUCUUGUUUCUCAUGUUUGUAGGGUACAGAUUAUUGGCCUACCUUGCACUGAGGCGCAUCAAGAUUUAGGAAGAAGAAUCUACAAUUAUUGAAAUCCUCUCAUGAAGAA
This is a messenger RNA of Arachis duranensis, 2033 nucleotides long. Its product is annotated as ABC transporter G family member 25. Gene Ontology annotation, cellular component: membrane. Lineage: Eukaryota; Viridiplantae; Streptophyta; Magnoliopsida; Fabales; Fabaceae. Gene Ontology annotation, molecular function: ABC-type transporter activity; ATP binding; ATP hydrolysis activity. The record is from RefSeq and is a predicted model, not a curated record.